Molecule: messenger RNA, 6933 nt
Organism: Centropristis striata (black sea bass)
Lineage: Eukaryota; Metazoa; Chordata; Actinopteri; Perciformes; Serranidae
Product: galectin-related protein-like
Exons: 5
Coding region: 179-727 (182 amino acids)
Molecular function (GO): carbohydrate binding
Source: RefSeq, a predicted model, not a curated record
UGCAGUGGAGGGAUGUCCUGCUAGGCGGCUGUGCUCUCUGUGAGGCCGGCUCAGACGUGCAGGGGACCCAGGAACAGGAAUAUCCUCCUGAGUCAGUGCCACGACGCUGACACACCACACUCCCCCGGCAGGGCUGCCUCUGCUCCGUUAAUAAGCAUCCUAUGCUAUUCUGCUCAAGAUGGCGGUGCAGGCAGCGGAAAAGGACGGAAUAGUGUUGAAGAACGUGGAGGAUGACCACCUGAACGACUCGCUGGGGAACCCCGGCCUCAUCUCACCUGACAAGGAGGAUAUGUCCCGUCUGCUGACGGUGCCAUUCAGCGGGCGCAUCCGGGGCGGCAUGCGGCCAGGGAAGAAGAUAAUAGUGAUGGGCAUUGUGGAACUGGAGCCAGACAGCUUUGACGUGAGCCUGACCUGCGGCCGAGACUCGGAGAAGAAGGAGGAGACUCCGCAUGACGUGGCCCUGAAACUCACCGCCCGCUUCACUGACCGCCAGUUCCUGCGCAGCGCCUGCAUCUCCGGGAAGUGGACAGGGGAGGAGGCGUCCACCGCCUACUUUCCCUUCAUCCCAGACCAGCCUUUUAGGAUUGAGAUCCACUGCGAGCACCAGAGGUUCCGGAUAUUCGUGGACGGACACCAGCUCUUUGACUUUUAUCACAAAGUAAAAUCUUUGACCUCUAUCGACACAGUACGGAUACAAGGAGAUCUACAGAUCACCAAGCUCGGUUAACGUCCCGCUCCGCCUUCUCUGCAAGUCGUGUGUGAAGCAAGGACUUGACCACAGAUGACCACACACUCACUCACACACACACACACACACACACACACACACACACACACACACACACGUGCGCCUGUUACGUCAUCAACCAUAACCCAUCGCUGCAGCAGCAACAACUGGAAAAAGGCUCCGGCUGUGACAAGUUAGAGUUCUUCUGCUCACAUUUACACUCACUUCUUUCCAUUCCUUUGUAUUGAACCAGGAUCUGAUGUGAUGUUCUUUCAGGGUGAAUGUGUUCGCUUCAUUUUCAGGAUUUUCUCCUUGUAGUCCCAGUUUUGUCAGAUCAGGGAUUUCAAAGCUUAUUAAUAGCACAUUCAUUUUUUAUGCUGAAUCCUUCAGGGGUGCUGAGGUAGAGGCAGGUGUGGAGUGCUUUCAAGGAGGGAAAGAUGACUCUCUGUGCAUUCAAUUAACCACACUAUUUAGUUUGCCAGAAAAGGGUUUAGUAUGUCCAAAUACAAAGACUGUCAAAUGCAGUAUGCCCAAAAAUACCAGGAUGUCCUACUGCAUCCGGUCGCAUUUUGCAGUUUGCAAGCCUUAGUGCUUUUCUCACUUUUCUGACCGACAAUCCUCUGCGCAGCAUAGAUGAGAAAAAGAGGGUCAAGGUUCAAAGAGCAAGUCCAAAUUGUUGCAGACUGCAUGCAACAAUAUGUACUUUACGAGGUCAGCCGCAGAACAUCCGGAAAGUGAAAAGUAUGAAAUUUGGGAUGAGGCAUCAGUAGGUGUAGAAACCAGUUUCUCUGGGAAAAAUAUCUGACUUUGAGACUGAAUAUGACAUUAUGUUAUAAAUCUGAAAUUCCUUGGCAUAUAACAACCUUCCAAAAUGCAUGUUAAAUAAGCUAAAAAUAGACACUGGUAUUAGAUUUUUAUCUUGCAUAACGGUGACAAAUAUGCUGCAAAAUUAUGCAGCAUUGGACCUGAGCAGUGUUAAGAUACUCAAUCUGAGCCUUGACUAAUUCCCACAAGGACUGGAACAUGAUUCAGAUAAAACUGGUUUAAAGCAGAAUGUUUGCAGGUUGUUUGCAGCUUCUGGAUUUGAUUUCACCUCCGUUGAAGUUAUCCUCUAAAACUCAAUCUUCUGAUCAAAAUAGAGCGCAGUAUUACACACUGUUUUUUCUCUGUGCCGGUGUGUCUCCCAACUCCGUAGGCACUCCCCUCACCCUCCCCUGGGUUUACCCAGUUGUCAUGGUAACAUGCUUCAGUCUCCCCGACCUAAAUCCCCCUAAAUGAGGAUUAUAUCAUAACAAGAUGUAGCAGGAAGCGUCCCGUACUGUACACUGCGCGUGUUGGUAGAUUCAGCGAUCAAUGCAACCAUUCUCAACUUGAUAUAAAGUGUGCUGUGUGCUGAACAGGAAGUGGAGCUGAGAGAGGUUAUUUUGGUAGGUGAGGAGAGUGGAGGAAUGGCUUUUAAAUUAGUUUGAAAAUUGGACUUUGCUCUUCGAUGUCCAGCUCACAGAACACAUUUAUUUCAUGCAAACCUCAGCUGAAUUGUACACUAAACCAAUAUGCAACUAAAUCUCUAGAGCCCGACCGAUAUUGAAUUUUUGAGAUGGAUGCCAAUAUUGAUUUCAGAGUCCGAUAUUGUAAUUUUUACGAGCUGGAAUGAAAAUAUACAGUUUUAAUGUAAAUUGUGCACCAAUUUUUUACCACUCUGGAUAGGCACCAAGGGGGCUACUCUCUCAAACAUUGGCCUAAAAAAAAGUAAUAAUAUUUGACAUUGUUAUACAUACAUUAUAAUAAUAAUAAUCUGUAUUUAUAGAGCACUUUUCAAAACACAGGUUGCAAAGUAAUAUUAAUUCCAUUUAUAUAGCGCUUUUCUAGACACUCAAAGAUGCUUAAAAGUGCUUUACAAAGGCAAAUUAAAACAGAUGUAAAACAUUUUUAGUGUAUAAAUACCAAAGCAGUCUAAUAAGAAAAAUGAAAACAUUCUGUGCAAUUAAAAGGAAGUUUAAAGUUAAAGCUCAGGUAAAAUCAGGAAAGUCUCUCUAAUAAAAGUAUAUUUACAAACAUUUCAAACAUUUUUCAUUGUCAGCCAAUUCUAUAAAUGAUAACUGAGAAAUAAAGAAUACAUAGAAAUAAGAUUGUUCGCUAAAUAAACAUAACUUUUCAGUUUUAUGGUCAAUUAUUGACCAUUUUAAAAAAACAAGGAUAAAGAAAUGAAGAACACCAUUUCUUAAUCAUUAAAGCAACAUUUUCUGCAACAUAUAUUGUGUAAAAAAAGUUUUUAAAAUAGCACAGGGACAGCAAAUACACUGAUAUUGAAAGGACAAUAUCAGCCAAUAAUAUCUGUCAAACAAUAUAUUUGUCGGGCUCUAUAAACCUCAUAAAAACAGCUCUUUUCAGAACAUAUUUAGAAGAAAGUGUGCCGUCAUAGUACAGGAUUUAAACUAAAACCUUGAGUCACAUUUAACAGUCAGCUGGUUGUUUGGAAGCAGGGCGGAUCCUGGUGGUAUUUUGAAUGUAAAGUAUUCUUGUUUCUAUAGUAGCAUAGAAGAUAUAGUGAUGCACAAAAUUAUUACGUACUGUCACAGUUUUUUGGUGGUAUGGCUGGUGCUGUUAUAGUCCACUCUCAGUCCUACAAUCUAUCUCACGUGUUUUUAUAAAUGUUUCCUAAAUCAUUCCACUUCGACGUUUUGUCCACACUGAUGCAGAUCAACGUUAAAGCGGUUAAAGACUAUAGUCACUAAAACAUUCCACUCUACACAGGAUGUCUUUUCAUUCACAGAAAUAGCAGCCUGUAAAGGAAAACUCACAAUAUUACAAGUAUGAUAAGUUUACACCUCCUACAGUAUCAACAUUCACUAUGAUGUGAAGUUGAAGUCUUAUUCUCUGAGUAGAUUUCUAGGCAUCACUUUCUAGUAAUUCCAUUUAAAACACUUUAUUCCUCCAAUUCAAGGCAAGUGAGCAAUGCAUCAACAAAUAAAAAAAUGUUUAAAUAAUAAAUAUGAUGUUUGUGUUGCGAGGACAUUAAAGCGGCAACUUCUGCAGCACUAUAUUACAGCUCGGUAAUAAUAUACGUUUGAUAAUGAGGUAAUAAUUAAGUUGAACAAAGCUGCACAAAGGUACCAUGAACAUUUUUUCACUUCAUUUCCAAUCACUUCUUGCUGCUGGGAGUAAGCCAUGACAUCUGUGCAGAGCAGUUGCACUGACUUCACUGCAGGGCACUCGGUAAUUGAUGCUCACACUAAUGAAGCUUCCUUUUUCUGAGCAAACUUUGAGGAGACCUCUUUGUUUAACAUCUCGUUACUGCCUGUGCACAGCGGGCUGCAGCUGUGUGCGGCAUUCAUCAGAAAACUGAGAGGCUUUUUCAAACGUGCACUGAUUUAUUCGCUUCUUUCGCGUAGCAAUAAGUUCGCUGCUCGAAGACUGGCUGCUCUGGAGCUUGUUUUCUCCUGAAUGGUCAGACAGGGUCUUCCUCAGCUCCUCGCUUUUGGCUUGGUGAGCGCUGGUUUAUUUUGGGACAGAAACAGGAAAUGAGUACAGUAUGAGCGGGCAGCGAGAAGUGCAGUUUGUCAGAACUUGAGCCAGUGCGAUGCAUCGUUACUCCAGUAUUACAACAGAACAAAUGUGUACAAAUAAUGUGUAAUUGUGUUGACCGGGUGUGUUUUUUGGAUACUGUUUUUGUGUUUUCUAUUAACUGGUGGUGAGCAUCCAUUUGUAACGCUACAGUAAUAAUGUUAAUAUGCACCAUGUAAAGAAAAUAACUCAGCAGUAUGUUUCAUGGAUGUGGACACCAGAUGUGUUUUUGGCUCCUCAGUUAGAAUUAUGGGGGAGGGAGAUGAACAACUCAAGGCUUCCUGAAUUAAAGGGCUCUAAACAGGGAGAACUUUGUGUGUGUGUGUGUGUGUGUGUGUGUGUGUGAGUGUUUGUGUGUGUGAAGGGAGCUGAGCUGGGAGUGUGCACAUUAGCAGGAUGUUGUGUGUUUUCCAGCUGUGUAUUAGGAUUUCUGCACUGUUGGGUGCAGGUACAUUAUGAAUAGGGAUGGGAAUUGAUCAAAUGCUAUCCGAUUCUUUAUCCAUUCCCUUAUUGAUUCCUGAUUAAUUUCCUGUAAGGAAAAAAAGUAGGUCUGCACGCUUUUAUUUAGCUUCAAUGCAACUUUUUUUAAUCAUUUCUGAACACAGGGUAGAUGAAAUUAGAGAAUAUUUGUACAGGGUUUAGAGCCCACCGAUAUGUAUCAGUCUGAUGAUUCUUGCUGUAAAUGCUGCUUGGGUAAUUUAGAAAUCUUGAAAGCAGCACAAAAUGAGAGACAAAAAGCUGCCCUCAGCAAUGUCAACUCUAUAGUGUCAUUCAACACCGGGGACAAGUCGCUAAAGUCACUGCAGCAAAAUGCAGCUGAUGUCAAAUUUGCAUUUUGGAACAUAAACUACAAAUGCGAAUUUCUAACCCUAACUCCCAGCCCAUUCAGCCUGUGCUUAAAGAGGGCUGUAACUGUAAUGUUAGUUGUGUAUUUAAUGGCCAGUAUAUUAUCAUAAUUUUUAUUUACUCCCUAAUAUCUGUAUCAGCAUUGGCCUCAAAACUUCAGUAUUGGUAAGGCUCGAUUCAUUUAGGUUUUCUUAGCCAAAGAAAAACAUCUUCUAAGCUUGUCUGUGUUGAGUUGACGUUAAAUAUAUUAUAAUACAGAACAUUUAUGCUCUGUAACAGACCUUCUGAUUGGUUGGAAGCAGUGGCACUUGGGCACCAAUAAAAAGAAUAUGAUACCAAUGAAUCGGACUAUUUAGAACCAGUUCUCGAUUCCCAUCCCUAAUGAUAAGCUGGUGUGGUACUUGAGCAUACUUAUGUGGUACUGUUGCACUUUAAAAAAAGGUGUUGGGGUUCACUUAAGGGACUCACAACUGCUGAGUAUUCCAUUAAAAAAAAACAUUUUCGCUACAUGAGCUCAGAAAACCUCAACAUAUAUUGUGUUUGUUCCUGAAAUAUAAUGUUAACGACAACAAGCCCCAGCUCCCGAUCUCCUAAUGAUCCCAUGUACUUUAAAGAUCCUGGAAAAUGUUCAUUCUCGUGCUAAGAUGAUGAUGAUAUUAAUUGUUCAUUAAACCUUUAAAAAUGCAACUGAAAACUGAAUGUCACUCUUCCUGAUUGUAAUCUGAUGCUAAAUGCCCAGGUGGAAAUACUCAUUUAUAAUUUAUAAAAUAGACCUCCCUUUAUACUCUGUUAAAAAAUGAAGGUGAUUGAUCUUAAACAGUUUAUUUGACCCAGGACUGUAUGUUGGCCUGCUUCUGGACUUUGGAUGUAUAUAUUUAUAAAGCGACACCACAAGAGGAAUAAGAAGCUGAGUUACAAGCAUUUUGUUGUGCAUGUAAGCUAGUACCUGGCAUUUUGUAUCCAUGAGCGACUGAGCUAUUAUAUUGCCAGUUUUCUUCCAGUCAAGCAUGCUUUUUCUUUUGUUUUCCAUCUGUUGUAGCUAUCAGGUGUUUCAAGGGCAGAUUUUCCUGUUGACCUGUUAACCUUUUAUAGUCUAGAAGAUUCCAGCACCAAAUUAAAAAUCAUCACCUCAGACACUAAGUACUACUAGUAGUACUACAACUUCCCCCCAGGACAUUUAACAACACAAUGACUUUCUAAAAAGUGCUAAAAACCUACAUGACAUGUUGUGAGAGCGGCUACAUCAUUAUGUCCAUUUCUGCUGUGUCCUCUGAGUAGAAGUAGGCUUGCUAAUGUGUUGUGUGGUUGUUCAUUUUUAUCAUUUCUAUUUAUUACAGUGUAACCAGCAGGGUUGUGUGUGGUAACGUCAUACCUACUGUAUUGGUAACGUACUAAUUCUCGCUGUUUUUAUGAAGGCAUCUUGAAAAGUUGAGUUUUUUAUAACGAUGAAAGUAGCUAAGGUCAGAUAUUGCAUAUUGUAUCUCCCUGUGUGACACGAAGAAACGUGUGAAACGAGUUUUCGAUCAAAGAUUAUUUCCUUUUUUAAGCAAAAAAAAAAACAAGGUUAAGCGUCAUUUUGACUCGUGUGUUUUUACGAGAUGUACCAAGUCUGAGGAUCACCAGGGUGUUCGUGUUUGAUCUUCUGGAAGUCUUUCAUGUUAUCCAGCAUCAGUUUGGCUGUUUGAUUCGCAGCUGAGCAGCUCUCUGUUCGCCACAAGAAAGCUGCUGCUCUUAAAAAAAAAAAGGAGCAGUUGUAUUUAUGACAUGAUGCAAAGUCCUGAAAUAACCAGAGAUGA